CCAAUACGAGGUUACACUUCCUUGUUGAAUGAGUACGGACAGGGAAGAUGACCUCCGAGCAAAAAUUCAAGUUUAGCGAGCAUCCUCAUAGCAGAUUUAAUCCACUUCGAGGAGAUUGGGUUCUUGUAUCACCACAUCGAACCAAAAGACCAUGGCAAGGAAAGACAGAGAAAACUCCUGAAACAGAGACACUGAAGUACGAUCCAAAAAAUCCCCUUGGACCGGGGAACACAAGGUCAAAUGGAAUUGUAAAUCCAAAUUAUAAAGGAGUGUUUCUAUUUACCAAUGAUUUUCCAGCCUUAUUGGAGGACACACCAGAAUCUGGACAUUCAUCUCAUCCUCUUUUAAAAUGCAGAGCAGAAAGGGGAACAUGCAAAGUAAUGUGUUUUCAUCCACACUCAGAUUUGUCACUACCUCUAAUGAGUCAGGAAGAGAUUGCAUCAGUCAUUGAAGCCUGGGCAAAGGAACAAAAGGAGCUGGGUGAAACGUAUACUUGGGUUCAGAUUUUUGAAAACAAAGGUGAUAUAAUGGGAUGCUCAAAUCCACACCCUCAUUGCCAGAUCUGGGCUAGUUCAUCAUUACCAAAUGAAGCCAGGCUUGAGGAUGAGAUGCAGAGAAAAUAUCUUGACACGCACAAGAAACCACUGUUGAUGGAUUAUUUUGAACUGGAACAAAAGGAGAAGGAAAGAAUUGUCGUCGAAAAUGCUUCAUGGCUUGCUGUUGUUCCAUAUUGGGCAACAUGGCCUUAUGAAAUUUUAUUACUACCAAAAGAAAAGACUCUUCGACUUGCCGACCUUUCUGAACACCAGAAGCAAGAUUUGGCGAGGAUUAUGAAACAGUUGUUGAUUAAAUAUGAUAAUUUAUUCAACACCUCGUUCCCAUAUUCUAUGGGUUGGCAUGGUGCACCUACAGGGCCAGAAUUUAAAGACAAAGAUUGCAGCCAUUGGCAGCUUCAUGCUCACUAUUAUCCACCAUUGUUGAGAUCAGCAACGGUAAAGAAAUUUAUGGUUGGAUACGAAAUGCUAGCUCAAGCCCAAAGAGAUAUCACUGCAGAACAGGCUGCGAAGACACUUCGGGACCUUCCAGAAGUUCAUUAUAAGCUGAAAAAGUGAUGAAGUUAGUCCAGACAAAAGUUGGGCAGAAAGCAAAAAUCAGCAAUCGGUAUGAACAAUCAUCAACAAAUUUUCAUAAAAAUGAACGUAAUUUUCAUUGAAGUAAUGUAUAACAUUUAUUUGACAUUGAAUUUUGGAUUAAUUUUUUGUUCAGACUUGUUCAAGAAAUAGUCAAUUAAUUGAUAUAAUUUGAUAAUUUUUCUUUUUUCACUUUUCCUGUAACUUAAUGUUUUGUUUGCCUAUUUAAAGCUAUUUUUAUACACUAAUAUCAUCGCUAAACAUUCAAUUUUCUGGCGAUUGUUUGAUGAGAAUGACAUAUAAUUUGCUACUUUUUCCACACCAUCAUAUGAAAAGAUUGUAAAUAGAGGAUUCGAACUCCAAUUUAAUUUUCUCAGAGACUUUAGGUUUUCUCAGAUGUUUCCGAUUCGUGCAAAUUUUACUUUGAAAUGAAAGAAACCAACAAAACAUAAGUUUAUGUAGCAAAUAAGAAACACCGCAAUACGACGAGAAUGAACAACAAUAAUUACACGUAAAUUAGUGAAGGCUAAUAUUUUGCCCCGGCAUACGGGGCUUCAUCAGAGCAAAAGUAAACGGACUAAAAAUGUACACAUUUAAAAGAGGCGAUGGUGGUGUCGGAUUGGCUGGUGUGAAAUGGUGUGAAUGCAGCGCAGUGGUGGAGGAGAGAAAGGUGACGAAUGAGAGAGGGUGGGUGGUGGUGGUGGAAUGAAAAUUUAAUGGGGAUGAAGUAUUUUAAUAUGAAAUAAUGAUAAUGUUGCUGUAAGGUUAACGGUCAGUGGUUCUGUUCAUGCCGUUGGGUGUGAGAGUGUAUGCUAAGCCAAUGAGGUAUUGCUCUUUGGCUCGUCGAUGACUCUCUCGUUUCCCAUCGAGUUGCAGUAAUGGUGUUAUAAUAAGGUCAUUGAUGGUAUGUUCUGGGCUGCAGAAAUGUUCUGCAAAACCAGACUCAUCUACUUUUUUGUUGAUAAUGUCUCGUCUGUGUUCGUUAAAUCUGGCUCUCAGUCGUCUGCUUGUUUGUACGAUGUUAAGUUGGUACGUGCAACAAAUGUCCUAGCAGUAUUGUUGUAAAUAAACUAAAAUCAACAAUAGAAAAGAUCUAUUCAACUCUGAAGUGCUAAUUUUAUUAGGAAUUUAUAAACUAGAGAGAAAAAGCCAUUUUUAAUUUCAUUUUGGAAAAUAUUUGCUUCCAAUUCAGAAAACGUUCUGUUUCUUGUUAAACUGGUAAUUUUUUUUAUUCUUCUACCAUUUAUCGUUCACAAUAUUUUUAUGAAAGAAAAGCUAUUUGCAAUAUUGAUAAAAUCUUUAGUCAACAGAGUUCGAUCGAGAUUUUAUCCUGCUAUCAAUCUUGCGAGAAAUUUUAUCUCGCGGUAUGUGGUAAUGCAGUUACAACAAAUUUUGUUUAUUUGCCGGGGCAUAUCUUACAACGGUCGGAUUUCUAUCUACUGGACAUCGGACCGGAGUUAUUCUAGGGAAACAUGUGUUGUCUGGAUAUCACCUGCACGAGGGAAAAAGCUGCACGAGGCAUGGACCAAAGAAGAGAGACGUUGUCUUAAUAUUCCUCAUCUAUUGUUUGAUGAUGUCCCACGCCGGAACGAUUGCACGCCGUUCCAAAAGAUGAAGUGGUCAGAAGUUGCGUUCACACAGGAAAGCAAUAAAUUGUUCCUAUACAAUACUGGAGCUCUUUCAACAGGGGUUCAAAAAGUGGAACGGCACGCAAUCUCUCCGUUCAAUUCCCUUCCCAUGUUUCAAUUCCUUUCAAAAUCUGGAACACUAUUGCAACGUUACGUUCACGUUCCCGUGUGAAUGUGGCCUUGAAUUACGUUCACGGCAUUUUAAAUUAGGACAUAAAAGCAGCAAGACACAAUGAAAGACGUAUAAGAUAAUUAAUGAAAUAUGUAUAAUGCAGUAAGGUUAUUCGCGCCAAAAAAUACAAACAGUAUGCUAACAACAACAACAACAACAAUGACAACAACAACAGCAUGUUAUCAACAAUCCUAUCUAUCCAAAACACGCCAUGUUACUGGAAUUAUUUUUGCGCUGUGAAAAGCAACAAAUAACACAGAAGUAUGGCAGCGGCACAAAUCAGAGCUGCCAAAAAUUCUGAGGGAUACAAAGCUUUGAAUAGGCACUCUGCCAUGGGGAUAAAACAGAAAUACUUUUCAUGCAUUUAAGAGCAUAUGUCCCUAGGUCUCCCUCCCAGUUCCCAAAUCUCUGACCAGAAACCCCAGCAUUUGGCGGCGUCUGUAUUAAGAAGGUAAUCAACAUAUGAAUAUACAUGCAAUAAAACGGAGGGUCAAUGCGGCCUAAAUGGGAGUUACUGUAGAUUUCAAUUCCCCAUGUUCGUAUUCAAAUGCUUUUCAUCGAUCUUUGGUUAAGUUUCAUGAUGGGAGGUUUUGCGAGUCUAUUAAUUAAGUAAACUCUAAUCAUAAAGAAUAAGGUUGGUGAGCAAAAAGGGAAUCAGGAAAUUUAUGAUAAAAGGUAGUACUAGAUGUUUUUUGAUGGAUUUUGAAAAUAACCUUUGCUGUAUUGUGGGAAAGUCUAAGUCUCGGAAGGUAGGGGAGCAUACACUACGUGGAAAUUAAGAAUUUCCAUCUGUUAUGAAAACAUUAAAACAAAAGGCGAUAGUCCUGAAAAAACUCCUGUCCUACAUUUUAGUUGUUCUUCUUUCGUGCCUUACAAAGAAAACGUGAGAUCUGCGGAUAUAGUCAUCAAUUUACUGCUGGUCAACCUAGAACGGGAGGUUCUAAGCUGGGCCGCGUAGCGUAUGCGAAUUCGUUAACUUAGAAAUUUUGCGGAGCCCAAAAAAGACCAAGGGCAAGAUAAUUCAGGUGUAAAAGAGGUAAUUGCGUUUGGGUUUUAAAAUUACCAGGAGACUUGGAUCUAGUCACUGCUGCCUGCAAACCAAACAGAGCCGUUUCAGCUACAAACUGUAACACGCUUUGCACUGACCACCCGCUAACAAGAACAUACAUAUUUUCUACAUUGCCGGUUUUUUAUUAAUCAACAACUAUACAAAUGUUACAAUAAACUCUUUUGAUUAUGUUACUAGGCAGAGUGCUGGUGUUAUCUUAGCUGCACAUGUUCACAAAUCUCAAGUGACAUGGCUUUCGUGAUGUGAAAAUGCGGCCUACUUGUGAUUUUCAUUACGAGUCUUCGUUUCCUGAAUCAUCACUGUUAUCAAAACACUCCUCGUCGUUAUCGUCGUCAUAGGCGUCAAAGUCUUCGUACCAGUCAUCAGUAAGGUCCAUAAAGUUCUCGGAUGACUGGCUUUCUGGCUUUGAUUUGAUGCAGUACUCUUCAACUGUUGUUGGAAUAACGAUGCCUUCUUUUUCUGCAUCUGUCCUGCUUUUACUGACCUGUUUCCUGUAAAACAGAACGACAUCCUCAGUCACAAUAUAAGGCGUUUAUUUUAAUUUAUCUAAUCUACUUCAAUUAAUGCAACAUUAAUUCUUUAAUAUGAGAAUUUUUAAUCCUUUAUUGCGAGCGCCAGCAACGCCUAUGUUUAUACGCGCUUCAGAUCUGUCGGGUUUCAACAUUCCUUAUCAAGUUGUGGAUAUACCGUAGCAACUUCCAAGAGGUAUCACCCACCAUUUUGUGAAAGUCUAGCAAACAUGGCCGUCAUUCGUCUUUUGAGUCGUUUGUUGUUGAUGCUGUUCAUUGCUUGCACCAUGCAUCGCUCAUUUAAUUUUGGCGGCAUGCGUGGAAGGAACGAUGGUAACAUUUGAUAAACAACAACUGAUGUUGCAAAGUCAACUAUUUCUACCUCUGGUGACUUUGUACAGACGACGAUGUUAGAUCACUAAAUUUCAGUGCAAUAUCUUGCCAUGAUUUGAUAUUUUUGUAUUUACUUUUAAACUCUUUCCAGUGAUUGUUAUAAUGGCACUCGUAUUUUUGAACUUCUUCCAUAAAGCUUGCUGUGAAAUAUUCAGCUAUCUUGUUCUUGUUCUAGUCAAACACGCAGUUACAAGAAAAUCUCAUAUUCUUGAAGAAAAGUUACUAAAGCGUGGGUCGUUUGAGUCGUUUGAGUCGUUUGUCGGUUUCCACUUGCAAAAAUCAUUCAUGCGUGGGUAUUUUGGGUCCCGGAGAUAGAAUUUUUUCUAUCUCUGCGACAACUGUCGUUUGAGUCUUUCAGGUCUUUUGGGUUGUUUGCAGGUGUGUUUCCACUGAGUCUUUUCAGUCGUUUGGGCAUUUUCCAAUGACCCAAACGACCCAAACGACCAAGUGGGAACCAGGCUUAAAGGCAAUCUGUCACGACGUUGAUUGAUUAUAAGAACAAAAGGAUUUUUUAUUGUUUCCAGUCCCCCUUUAAUUUAUCGCAUUGUAAAAAAUAUGGUGGAGCGCUGGAAUAGUGUUUAGGCUAUUGUUCCAGCUAUUGUUCUCUUUAACCAAUCCACAACGAGACAGAUUGUCUUUAAGAAGCAAAAGAAACUGAAUUACCACGCCCAAAUCUAGCUUUUUUCAUUAUUUUUUCGAGUUGAAGGGUUUCGUCAGGAAGAAGGGGAAAACACUUUCGUGGACCCUGCCAUUUUGUGCAUUUCAGAGCUAUUUCUCAUCACACGGCACAAAUGUACCUCGAGGUUGUUGGAUUUGUCUCCCCAACAUGACAUGGGUACGCAACAUCACCCCAGCCUCAUCGGCAGAAUUUAAAACAGGUGGCCUUGUUUACUGCGAGGACCAUUUACUUUACACAUCCAACAAUGCGUUGUGAACAAUAAGACAGGUUCUUGCACUUCCAAAAGAAAGUGAUUCGAGAAAAGAGCCCGAAGCACAAUUCUUGUUCACUUUGUUUAUAGAGGAAGGGUCUGGAAGCUUAUCCUCAUGUGUCAGGAAGAUAGAGUUAUUGCUCUGGACUUUGUCAUGCACCCUUUAUUUAAACGCGGAAAAUUGAAAAACGAACAUUUACAAAUAUUGAGAUAGUGUUUGGACAAUAAAACGUUGAAAAAACUUUUCCUGGCAACGUUGUUAAUCAAAUCCGAUACCAUCCCUUUGUAAAAGCAUAUAUUCAAAGCGAUGCGUCUGUCCAAGUCCUACAUUUGUUGACACAUAUACGCAAUUAUAUUCGUAAAAUUUGCUUGAAGGAAAUUAAUUGGCGAAAUCUUCAAUACAAUGUUCUUCACCACGAGCUAAAUAAAUAAGUAGUGUAAAUAUCCUUGUUAUAUGAAAGAGCUGCCUGGUAGAUGUUAAAUUUGAUGGGAAAGUUGUUGGUUUGGCUUUAGAAAAAUGACAAUUUGAUAGAAUCUCUCUGAUAUAAAUGGUGAUAAAGCAGCCAACUCACGUCAGAAUUCCACGCUUUGAGAUUGAGCAGAAGAUUAGCUGUUUACUGAUGCAAGUUUGCUUACCAAAGCAGCUGUUCAGUCUCUGUUUGUUAAGCCUAGUUAUGUUAUACUGCUAACACAGUUUUAUAUUGCCUGUGGGUUGAAAGUGUCAGGGAACUCAAUUCUGUAUCCCUAUUGACUAAAUACCAUUGUGGUACUUCAACACUUUAAGUUGCAAGGUUCAUAAAAUAUUAAAAAAACUUCACAUACUAGAAACACGUUAGAUAUUCGACAUAAUUUAAGAAGUUUUAUUUACUUGACUUUGGUGGUAGAGACUACAGUCAAGAUAUUUAUAUGUUCAUAAUAUGAAUCAUGUAUUACGCUUUGUACAAUUCCUACCAUGAAUGCUUUAAAUAUUGAAAUUUCCAGCUGAUAAAAUGAUUAUUUUCCCCAUUAUAUCAACUGUUUUGCAAAACAGGUAGACAAACUAUAGUUGCAGGUGGGGAAAUAAUUCCAUUAGGCAGGUUAUUUCUAUUUUUAUGCAACACCAACUUUCAUCUUGAUAAUCAAAUUAGGUAUGCUUCUCGAACUUACAUCUCACAAUUUCCAAUACAAGAUUGGCAAAAGCAACUUGAAAAAUCAUCAGUAAAAAUGGAUAUCGUUAUAUUAUAAUUAUGCCCUAUUCAAAAACCUCUUGAUAAACAAUCAUCAGCAUUGAUGACAUGUGGACUGCUCUUCACAUACCAGUAACUGGUGACCAUUAUGUGACAAAUUCCAUUUUACUUUUUAUAAGUCAACUGAAUAUAAGUAGGAAACUAAGAUGCCUACGUUCUUGAUAAGGAGAUUUAAAUUUUAAAUAUUUGUCAGCAUAUUCAUCAUAUGAAUCAAACAUUUACUUUUGGAGCAGUAUUAGCUUUGCUUGCUUGAUACUGGCAAAGAUGGAGCUGGUCAAACAAUAGCCAGCUCAGGCCACAGGGAACUAAGGCCUGACCAAUAUAUAAUAAGGGACGUAAUUUGGCAUGACCAAUAUAUACCAUUGGUAGAAACUGCACGAUGUGCUCGAAGGCAAAUUACAAACUUCAAAAAUGGUGCUAUUGGUCAUCCUUAGACAGCAUUUCUAUACUACUCAAAAUAUUUCUUCACCACACACCAAGAGAUUGCUAAACAAAAUGGAGAUCUAAAAAGUUCUCAGUUCCUUCUUAUCAAUUACACUUGGCAUUUUCUGGAGUGAGUGGAAAGCAAGAAUAAGCUAUGCAAUAUAGAGAAAGAGUUAAUAAAGAGAAUUUUGCUAUGCAAUAGUGCAAGUUAGGUUGCUCCAUGCAAUCCUGAAAUUUUGCUCAAUUAUAAGAUUGUAAAGUACAUAUCAGGGUU
Molecule: messenger RNA, 7753 nt
Organism: Rhopilema esculentum
Lineage: Eukaryota; Metazoa; Cnidaria; Scyphozoa; Rhizostomeae; Rhizostomatidae
Product: galactose-1-phosphate uridylyltransferase
Biological process (GO): beta-D-galactose catabolic process via UDP-galactose, Leloir pathway
Cellular component (GO): cytoplasm
Molecular function (GO): UDP-glucose:hexose-1-phosphate uridylyltransferase activity; zinc ion binding
Source: RefSeq, a predicted model, not a curated record